Chelmon rostratus (copperband butterflyfish) is the source of this 782-nucleotide messenger RNA. It is a transcript of the gene fmc1, whose product is annotated as formation of mitochondrial complex V assembly factor 1 homolog. The record is from RefSeq and is a predicted model, not a curated record. Gene Ontology annotation, cellular component: mitochondrion. NCBI's taxonomy places the organism in Eukaryota, Metazoa, Chordata, Actinopteri, Chaetodontiformes, Chaetodontidae. Bases 20 to 352 code for a protein of 110 amino acids. The transcript is spliced from 2 exons.
GUCACAACACCGUGCAGAGAUGGCGACGCUGUCAUCACCGCUACGAGUCUGCAGAGGAAUACUGAAAGAAUUACGUGCCGUCCAGGGACCAAGUUACAAAAAGUCACUGGCCUACAACUAUGUUAUGGACCAGUUUCGUAAGAAUAAGGUAACAGGAGAAAGGUACUGCCGUGCUCAGCAGGAGGCACACCAUGACUCUCACACAUACCUGUGUUUGCUGGCAUCUACCAGGAACCACCUGCUCCUGCACAACCUUUACCAUGGCAAGGGAGAGCGCAGCCCAGAAGAAGUGGCUGGUCUAGUGGGGCUCAGGUUGCCCACUCAGCCAGGAGGUAAAGGCUGGGAGAAGUAAGGACUUGGGAGGGUGCAACACGACACUGAAAGAAAAUCUUGACACCCUUCAGAAAUGACUUGUCUGUGGCUGUUUCACCUCAUGUAAACUCCAAAGGGAUAAAUAUUUGACUGGAGUCUGGCAGACUGGACAUUGUGCCAUCGUGGACUGCUUUGAGAUCCUUCACUUAUUACUGUUGUGUUGUUCUACUAAUGUUCAAGGGGAUGAAAUAUUAUAAUAAUCUGACCUGAGAGUGUUUGAAGCAACUGUGAAAAUACAUGCUAUGGUUACAAAUCUGUAAAUAUGAUACACCGUUCAGUGUAUCCACACAUGCGUUUAUUUGUUUUUUGGCAAUUUUCCUAACUGUUAAAAAGCAAUAGCUACAAGUCAAAAGGACUGUAAGUACAUUUUCACUUUGAUUCAUUUGUCCCAUUAAAAUGUUAGAGACUGG